GUUUGUAAGGCGUGCUCCCAUGGUGGCCCUCCCAUCUAUCCUCCUGGAGACGCUGCACAACUCGCUCUCUCUGAAGCAGGUCGACGAGUUCCUCAACACGGUGUGUGCGAGCAGCAGCGAGGCGCACGCCAAGACCAUGAGAGCGCUCUCCUGCCUGUUUGACUCUCAGAGCCAGACGUCUCUCUACAGCCCUCAGCCAGCGCUCUCCUCCUCUGGGUCGGAGACGUCUCUGCGCCCGCCGAGCCAGCCGCUGUGGCGUGAGUGCUUCAUCUUUUAAUGGCGUUAUGCAACACGUAGAGCCACCUUCAUCUCCUCUGGUUGGAGCGUUAGGAAACAUACGAGCCAAAUCUCACUGAUGCUACGAUGAAAGUUAAAUACUGUAGUGUCUGUUGGAAGUAUUUGGAUAUAUACUGUACAAGUGUUAUGGGGUUUGUCAAUUGUAUUUUAAAUUCACUAUUUCAAUCCCUACAAACAUUUUGGCACCGAAAAACAGCUGCUACAGUAGAUCAAUUACAAUAAGGAGAAAGAAAAUAGGUCUUUAAAUAGGCGAACCAAUCAGCACUGUGAGAGGGAUUUGUUGUAAAAUACUACAUGUUCACAUUAUUUGGAAGAA
Messenger RNA from Notothenia coriiceps (black rockcod), 613 nucleotides. Its product is annotated as inositol hexakisphosphate and diphosphoinositol-pentakisphosphate kinase 1-like. The coding region runs from base 20 to 277 and encodes 85 amino acids. NCBI's taxonomy places the organism in Eukaryota, Metazoa, Chordata, Actinopteri, Perciformes, Nototheniidae. The transcript has 2 exons. The record is from RefSeq and is a predicted model, not a curated record.